Hibiscus syriacus is the source of this 1363-nucleotide messenger RNA. RefSeq lists its product as uncharacterized. The record is from RefSeq and is a predicted model, not a curated record. NCBI's taxonomy places the organism in Eukaryota, Viridiplantae, Streptophyta, Magnoliopsida, Malvales, Malvaceae. The coding region runs from base 109 to 1155 and encodes 348 amino acids. The transcript has 2 exons.
UAACCCAAUCCAAAGCUGCAAAUACAGGAAACGAAAGCUACGCUCUCUGGAAAUUCGGGAAACAGAAGGCUGCAUUUCAUCUCCAACAACCCUUAAUAUUUUCCAGUAAUGCUGAAUCGUGGAACAAAGUUAAAAUCUUGGCAUGGACCUCAUAAAUACCCGGUUGUAGUGCCAGUUGUGUUUCUGGUAUCAGUCUCGUUAGCAUUGGUAUUGCUUUUCCAUAAAACUGACGAAAACACGACUCCGGUACACGGACUACGACCGGAAAAGAAAUGGAAUAGGUUUGAGUCUUUGGUGCAAUUUAAUCCGAAAAGGGAAUUCUGGAAUGGGACGGAUUUGAUAUGGCAAAUACCUGAUUCACCUAAGGCUGUUCUUUUUCUAGCUCAUGGAUGUAGUGGUAGAGCUGUUAAUUUUUGGGAUAGGUCUCCUAAUUGCCCUAAAUGUGUUGGUUUGCCGGAGGAAAGGCUGAUCGUGCUUCAUGCUCUUGCUCGGAAAUUUGCGGUCUUAACCAUAUCGAGUGCAGGGAGGUGCUGGACAUUUGGGGAGGAAAGGUUGAUUGUCAAAGAUAUUAUAACAUGGUGGGUUAAUAGACAGAAUCUUGAAAAGCUUCCUCUUGUGGCUUUGGGGGCCUCUUCUGGUGGCUAUUUUGUAUCUGCAAUCGCUAAUGAUUUGAAGUUUAGUAGUAUUACACUUAUGAUUGCUGAAGGGUUAUUUGAUCACAUGGACAUCAAAGAGGACUAUCCACCAACCCUUUUUGUGCACAUGCCAAAAGAUUUACAUAGGCAACAGAAAAUAACCGAAUUUAUGGAAGUUUUGAGAAAUAAAGGGGUUAAUGUUGCGGAAAUUGAAUGCACGGAGUUGCCUCUAUCACCAACUUUCUUAUCUGACAGAAUCCCAGGUCUUGAUCAGACUGUCUCUGCUAGAUUGUUCCAUUUAUUCAGGGAGAAAGGCUUUGUUGAUGAGAAUGGGUACAUGAAACAGGAUGGGCGUGCAACACGUUGGAAAGGUUAUCUCCAGGGUAGUAAGACUAAUUUUCUGGAAAAACAUUUGGUUCAUCCUGUUGAGGAGGAGCUAAAUCUUGCAUUUGCAUUUCAUGAAAUGUCAAGUUUGCAAUCGGAAGAGAUUUUUAAAUGGUUUGAAUCUCAUAUGGACUGAGCAAUACACAAUUGCGCCACAUGCUCCUCCCUGUCCGACCAGAAAGUACCGACAGUGAAAAGUGAUCCGUACAUACAACUCCUAGUAACAAUCCCUCAACUUGAGCUGGAUUAAAUUGUUUAAUGUUUGAAGUUUUCCUUUGAACAACUAAGAACUAGGAUGUAAAGCUACUACCUUGACUGAAACCAACAGCAGCAUCCACUAUGUC